Molecule: messenger RNA, 882 nt
Organism: Dictyostelium discoideum AX4
Lineage: Eukaryota; Evosea; Eumycetozoa; Dictyosteliales; Dictyosteliaceae
Exons: 1
Coding region: 1-882 (293 amino acids)
Biological process (GO): chromatin remodeling
Source: RefSeq, a predicted model, not a curated record
AUGGAAUUAUUACAACAAUAUCUCCAACAACAACAAGAAGAGUUAAAAAUUCAAAGAGAGUUGCAUAGUAGUGGCCAAUCACAAAAUGCCUAUCAACAACAACAACAACUAGAAGAUGAUGAAGAGUAUGAUGACGAUCAAUUACCUUUAUCACCAACACAAACUGAAGAAUUUGAUUAUGACAAUGAUUAUAACGAUGAAGAAUUCUACGAUGAAGAUGAUGACUUUAAAGAAGAUGAUGAUGAAGAAGAAGAAGAAGAAGAUGAUGAAAUGUAUCCAAUAAGACAAGAUAAUAAUAUCGAUGAUGAUGACUAUGAAGAAGAUGAAGAAGAGCAAUUGUUAUAUCCAACUAAUAAUAAUAAUAAUACCACCACUACUACUCCCUAUACUACCUAUAAUAAUAAUAAUAAUAAUGAUAUUAAUAAUAAUAAUAACAAUAAUACAAAAUCAGAGAUGACUAUGAUACCGACAGUAUCAUCUAAUAUUUCUUUAAAUCCAUUACAAAUUUUGGAACAAUAUUUAAAUACACAACAACAAAUUCAACAAAAACAAUUUCAAAAACAUCAAGAAGAAUUACAAAUUCAACAAUUACAACAAAAUCAUCCAUUACAAUUAUUGGAACAAUAUUUACAACAACAACAACAAAUUCAACAGGAACAAUUUUUUAACCACCAAAGAGAAAAUCAAGUUCCAAAUAGUAAUAGUAAUAGUUUAAAUAGUAGUAAUGAAAAUAAUAAUAAUAAUGUUAAUAAUAAUAAUAAUAUUAUUAAUAAUAAUAAUAAUAGUAUUAAUAAUAAUAUGAAUAAUAGUAAUAAUAAUAAUAAUAACAAUAAUAAUGGAAACAAAAACCCUUUUUUUCUAGAUGAUUUCAUUUAUAUUUAA